Messenger RNA from Salvia hispanica, 1548 nucleotides. Its product is annotated as lysophospholipid acyltransferase 1-like. Gene Ontology annotation, biological process: phospholipid biosynthetic process; lipid modification; triglyceride biosynthetic process. Gene Ontology annotation, cellular component: membrane; endoplasmic reticulum. NCBI's taxonomy places the organism in Eukaryota, Viridiplantae, Streptophyta, Magnoliopsida, Lamiales, Lamiaceae. Gene Ontology annotation, molecular function: acyltransferase activity. The record is from RefSeq and is a predicted model, not a curated record.
GAGCUCUCUCAUCUCAGAUUCACUCUUCCAAUAUGGAGUUGGAUUCCAUGGCUUCCUCCAUAGGAGUAUCGGUUCCGGUGCUCCGCUUUCUGCUCUGCUUCGCCGCCACCAUCCCCGUCAGCUUCUUCCACCGCUUCGUUCCCGGUGGACCGGUGCCGCGCCACUUCUACGCCGCCGCCACGGGAGCCUUCCUUUCCUAUCUCUCCUUUGGAUUCUCCUCCAAUUUGCAUUUCAUUGUGCCGAUGCUCUUAGGAUACGCCUCCAUGCUGCUCUGCCGGCACUAUUGUGGAAUCAUUACCUUCUUCCUCGCCUUCGGUUACCUCAUUGGCUGCCAUGUGUAUUACAUGAGUGGUGAUGCAUGGAAGGAAGGGGGCAUUGAUGCUACAGGUUCUCUGAUGGUGAUAACACUAAAAAUCAUAUCAUGUGUGAUCAAUUACAAUGACGGAGUUCUAAAAGAGGAAGAUUUGCGUGAGGCUCAAAAGCGGAACCGGUUGAAAAAGCUGCCAUCUUUGCUUGAGUACUUUGGUUACUGUCUGUGUUGUGGAAGUCACUUUGCUGGUCCAGUGUAUGAAAUGAAGGAUUAUUUGGACUGGACUGAGAGGAAAGGGAUUUGGCAACCUACAAAGCAGGGGUCAUCCCCCUCUCCUUAUUUGGCAACUUGCAAAGCUGUUCUUCAAGCCGUUGUCUGUAUGGGAUUAUAUCUCUAUCUUGUAGCACAUUUCCCACUUUCUCGAUUCACAGAACCAGUAUACCAAGACUAUGGCUUCUGGAAACGACUAAGCUACCAGUACAUGUCAGGCUUCACUGCUCGUUGGAAAUAUUAUUUCAUUUGGUCCAUAUCAGAAGCUUCUAUUAUUAUAUCUGGUUUUGGAUUUUCUGGCUGGACUGAUUCGAAUCCAUCCAAACCACGAUGGGACCGUGCAAAGAACGUUGAUAUAUUAGGUGUUGAGCUGGCAAAGAGUUCCGUGCAGUUACCCCUUGUAUGGAAUAUUCAAGUUAGCACCUGGCUCAGGCACUAUGUCUAUGAGAGGCUGAUUCAGAAUGGAAGGAAACCAGGCUUCUUCCAGUUGCUGGCCACCCAAACUGUCAGUGCAGUCUGGCAUGGAUUAUAUCCGGGGUACAUCAUCUUCUUCAUUCAAUCUGCUACUAUGAUUGCUGGUUCAAGAGUUCUUUACAGAUGGCAGCAAGCUUGUCAAUCAUCUCUGGUUAAGAACCUCCUAGUGUUCGUAAACUUUGCUUACACACUUCUCAUUCUGAACUACUCCUGCAUUGGUUUCAUGGUGCUCAGCCUUCACGAAACAGUCAGCGCCUACGGAAGUGUUUACUAUAUUGGAACGAUUGUUCCAAUAGUUCUAAUCCUGCUUGGCAAAUUCAUCAAGCCGGCGAGGCCAGCAAGAGGCAAAGCUCUUAAAAACCAGUAAUGGGAUUCAAAUAGCAUUUUUGGAACUCUAUUUGUGAUUCGAAGUAAUGGAAUUGUAAUUUAUCUGCAUCUUUUUGUAUUUGUACCUUGCGUACAUCCAAUCUAAUAACAAAGGUGUUGAAAGUUAA